Messenger RNA from Caenorhabditis briggsae, 1968 nucleotides. The transcript is spliced from 7 exons. The record is from RefSeq and is a predicted model, not a curated record. Bases 1 to 1968 code for a protein of 655 amino acids. Lineage: Eukaryota; Metazoa; Nematoda; Chromadorea; Rhabditida; Rhabditidae.
AUGACUUUGGAUUUCCGGCAAUUUUCUCGAAAAAAUUAUGUUCACGUUUUUGAGGACGUCAUGGGUGUUUGCAACAAAGGAUACACGCUUAUUCUAGGAUCUGUAAUUGUUGGAUUACCAGGAGAAAAUGGUAGCAGAAAUCGACUCUACCCAAAUUUCGUUGUAGAAGAAAAAUUAUUCAUCGGAGAUGGCAUGAAAUAUUUUUUAAUUGACAAGGAGGAUAAGAAGAGAUUAAAGGAGAUGAGGGAUAACUGCCAAACAAUACAAGAAAAAUACGAAAGAACAAAAGAAGUUGUUUGCAAUUUGAUAAAAUUUCAAGAAUUUUAUCCUCAAAAAAGAAUUUACUUGCGGAACGUCACAAACAGAAAUCCAGAUUUGGUAUUGUUUGAGAAUGUGGUCUUCUACGAGGAAGCAAUUGAAGCUGCUGUAAUUGCUUUAAAGCAACAAGGAGCUCCACUGGCCACAAUUCAGAAAGUCGAGAGCGUUUUGGAACGGAAUCGAGUGGAUAAAGAAGACACCAAAAAUGUUAGAACCAUUAGCAUAGACAAAUUGGACAGAAUUUUCAGAGAUUACGGUGUUGAUCGAUCUUUAAUUACGAUUGUUCCUGAUCCUUCCUCGUUCGCAUUGUCGAGAAGUUGUCAUCAAGACGGAGGUGUAAUCAGGACCGUGUCGCCCAACUUGAAUGUGGUGUUGGACUUGAGCAACACGCUCUUUUUCAUAUUCACUUGCGGCGUGCAGGGUUCCGAUGUUUCCCCAGUUUCCAAAUACAAUAAGGACAGCGGAGAGAAAAAGAUGAAUAGAUGCAAAAACCUUCUUCAGCGAUAUUAUAAAGAGCUGAAGUGGAAAAAAAAAUUAUUUCAAAUUUUACAUUUUCAGCAAAACUACGUGCUCGCGAGCAAAGUUCAAAAGCAGAUUGAAAAAAUCUUGCUUGAUUACACUCCAUUUCCUGGACAAUGCCACGACUUUGAAACGAGAUUUUUGGACCAAACAGCAUGGACAAAAAUCUCUUUCAAAGAGUUCAACAUGAUUGCCAAAGCUCUUGGUAUUAAUAGAUAUGAAGUCCUGUCGGAGUUCGAGAAUGCCUAUCCAAUCUGGGUGGCAAGAAUGCUGUUUUCAAUUGCCCAUCUCCAACAAGCAUAUAAAGAACCGACGGCGAUGGUCAGAUGUCUUAUCAGACAAUUUUCAUAUCGCACACCAUCAGAAAGUAUGGAUUCUUCCCGCGAGCACCUACAAAUGCGGCAAGUGGAUGUGCCGGAACAUCUACCUGCGAAUCAAUUCGUUCCACGACCCGCAAGACCUCCACAAGUUAAUCUUCGGGACAACCAUCCGGAUCUCUUCCGCCGUAUAGACGAACUUCGAAGACUCGAGCAACCUGUGGACAAUGUUGUUCUAAACAUGAAUGACAUGAAUGUUAUGCCACUCGGGACGGAAUUCGUAAACUGGAAUCAAGGACUAGCCCAAAUCCAAAAUGUACAACCAAACGCUAAUUUAUUCGCUCCGCUAUUAGCAGCGCCUCCGCAACCAGUUCAUUGGGACGAUGACCAAGAUAUGGAUUGGGAGGAUGACGCGGAAAGACUCGUCCUCCCACCAGUCAACAACUUCAACAACUUCAACGCUAUCGAUAUGCAUCCGAUGGGUCAAUUUGGACAGUGGGGAUUCGGACAAAAUGAUAUUCAAAGAGUUCAACCAUUGGUUGAUCAUAUGGCUCCGGUUCUGGCGGCACCUGCUCCCCAAAUUGCUCCACAAGUUGCUCCCCAAGCUGAUCCUCGGGAUCGUCAACUACGAUUCAUGGAUUGGAUUGUUCAAGCCCAAGAAUUUAUGCAACAAAUCAAUAUGAAUCUAAUGGCACAAUGGCAACGGGAUCAGGAAGAAAUCGCGAGACAAGCCUGGGAGCAUCAAGAACUACAAAAUCAACUGCAGAAUCAGUUUGGCGGAUUCGAUUAUUCCGUCAAUCACGUCAGUGUCUAA